AUGUCGUCCUUGGCGUUUGUCAGCCCAAUGCAGGCUGCCCAGGCCAGCCGCAGCCUGCGUGCCCCGUCCGCACCGGCGCGUGCUCCUGCCGCUCCGAUGCCGGUCGAGGGCACAGAGGGAGUUAGUGGAGUCGCUCUCUUCGGCACUUGGGCCGUUGCGGGUGCCCUUGCCGCCUUCGGACGUUCCGGCCGCCGCAGCCGCAGCUCCAUGCGGGCUGCCGAGACCGAGACCGAGGAGAAGAAACCCUUCGAUGUGUGGGAGCCUUCCACUUACGGCAACAUCACCAUGGACGACGUGAAGAAGUAUGGCGCAGCAGGGACUCUGUCCUACGUGAUCACCGAGCUCAUCUUUUGGGCGGUGGCCUUCCCGACGGAGAUCUUCGUGUACCUCCAGACAGCCGGGCACUGGCCGGACUUCAGCAAGCCCGAGGAGAGCGCGGCCGUCUUCGGAAUGGUCUUCGCCGCCUCCAACAUCGCGCGCCUGCUGCUUCCCAUCCGCUUUGGGGCGGCGCUGGCCAUGGCUCCUUGGGUGGACGAGAACAUCAUGAAGCGCUUCGGCGGUGACCAGAAGGCCGAACAGGGCUCCUGA
Messenger RNA from Symbiodinium sp. CCMP2592, 588 nucleotides. NCBI's taxonomy places the organism in Eukaryota, Dinophyceae, Suessiales, Symbiodiniaceae. The record is from the annotation of a GenBank genome assembly.